Batrachochytrium dendrobatidis JAM81 is the source of this 1275-nucleotide messenger RNA. RefSeq lists its product as uncharacterized. The coding region runs from base 1 to 1275 and encodes 424 amino acids. The record is from RefSeq and is a predicted model, not a curated record. The transcript has 2 exons. Lineage: Eukaryota; Fungi; Chytridiomycota; Chytridiomycetes; Rhizophydiales.
AUGAAUCUGGCCCAGCUAUCCCAAUAUGUUACGCAGCAAGUAGAGGACCACAAGGAACAACUCCCUCACAUCACACUACAAAUAUGUAACUCGUUUAUUGAACAAAUGAUAAAAACACUCAAAAGUUGCCAUCUAGUAAAAAACUUGUCCAGGUCCACUGUCCGAAAGACUUUGUACACGGCCAAACUUCCCUGGUCAUCGCAUGAGCAUAAUAUUAUUGACUUGUGUUUUCCAGCACAUAUAGGACCGUUGGGUGUAGAUUCUUUUGUUCCUUGGCGUGUUCAUGACCAAACUAUUUCGAAUGAAUGUGCAUCCAAAUUGUCCAUGUUGCGUAUUAUGCCUGCUGCAGCGGAGCCAGUGGUGAUGCCAGUGAAAAGCUACAAUAGUUUGACAUCACUUGCCUCAUCUCCAGUAGCUGCAUCUCCUGCAUACGCAUAUGCCAAACCAUCUGAUUGCUUCAAAGAAACUCGCGAGCAUUUAAAAACGGAUACUUUUGAUGUACUACACAUUCGCAUUAUAAUACAGUCCAAGAAAGAUUACAACUUCCUUCAAGAGAAAUAUGAGGCUCAGCAUGAUCUGUUUCUUGUUGGAUUUGCAGGAUUAUUGAAUCAUUGGAUUCAGAAUGAAUCUAUAGAUUGGGAAAGUCCUUUUAAUGCAACCAAGCUCUCCAGCCAGCAGCAUUACAAGAUACUCCCCGAAAAUGUCAAAAUAUCUGUUUCUGAAACUCCCACAACUACGAGAUUGGAACAUGAUGAUGAGUUGAAAACACUGAAAAUGUGGAGGCAAACAAAACAUACAGUACAGUCGUCAGAUCUAAACAUAUUGAUUGUGCAUGACCAACUAGCACAAAGCAUCAGCAAUAAUGAAUCUGACAUCAACCAAAACAAGCCUGAUACACUUUUUUCUACCAUUCAAUCCUUUUAUUCAUGUAUUUUACAUUUUGUGCAACCACGUUUAUAUCCUCGACCCAUUUUAAGCAACCAUGACAUGGCUCAGCAAUUUAAACUAUUGGAUUCGGAUACGGGUUGUGAGCUACACGACUCGGUUGUGAACAUGGUUGACGAACUACAGUACAUUACAAGUAUGGAUUCGAUGAAUCUGGAUCAUCGUAUCAUGUAUCUGUGGGGAUCAGAUGAUGCUGGUCGCGCUUUUGUGAUUCAUCAUGCAUGCCAGCUUGCAGGUGUUGUUGUACUCCAAUCUCCUAUAUUGCUUGCCAAAAUUCACUCUGAAAUUUGUUUACAGAUUAUCAAAGUAGCUAAUCAGGUUUGUUUAUGA